Molecule: messenger RNA, 990 nt
Organism: Lacerta agilis (Sand lizard)
Lineage: Eukaryota; Metazoa; Chordata; Lepidosauria; Squamata; Lacertidae
Gene: SNRPD1
Product: small nuclear ribonucleoprotein D1 polypeptide
Exons: 4
Coding region: 194-553 (119 amino acids)
Biological process (GO): spliceosomal snRNP assembly; RNA processing
Cellular component (GO): U12-type spliceosomal complex; U4 snRNP; U5 snRNP
Molecular function (GO): RNA binding
Source: RefSeq, a predicted model, not a curated record
GGCCAUUCACAGCGCGCUCCUGAGGGAAACGCCACUCGGGGUUUCUCUUCGGCGGCGUCGUGAGCGGCCUAGUUUUCGGCUGCCAGCCGCUGCUCCUCCGCGCUCGGUUCUCUUCCGUUCCCCCCCCUCUCCUUUUCGCCUUCGCCCCGGGAGAAGCUGCGGCCUCAGGUUCGCGCCCGACGCCUUUGCCGCCAUGAAGCUCGUGAGGUUUCUAAUGAAACUCAGUCAUGAAACUGUAACCAUAGAACUGAAGAAUGGGACCCAAGUACAUGGAACUAUCACAGGAGUGGAUGUCAGUAUGAAUACACAUCUUAAAGCUGUAAAGAUGACUCUGAAGAACAGAGAACCUGUCCAGCUGGAGACAUUAAGUAUUCGAGGCAACAACAUUAGGUAUUUCAUUCUGCCAGAUAGUUUGCCUCUGGAUACCUUGCUGGUGGAUGUUGAACCAAAAGUCAAAUCCAAGAAAAGGGAAGCAGUUGCAGGGAGAGGACGUGGCAGAGGACGUGGGAGAGGCAGAGCCCGUGGCAGGGGGAGAGGAGGUCCAAGACGAUAAUUUCUUUAUAGCCACUAAAAAUGUCGGGCAACUUUGGAUAUUUUUUGUACAGGUUUUGUUUCAUUGUCAUUUUUAAUAAACAAAUGUGGGAAAUGUGUCAGUUAAGGUCAAAUUAUAUACUUCAAUCUUAUUGGAAUUUUGAUUAUACAUGCCUUUGUAACCUCUAGUACUGUUCAACCCAAACGUUAACUUCCUUAAAUUGGUAUAUACUAAAAUUUAUUCAAAAUUCCCACAAAGAUAUGGAAUGUGCUCAUUGUGGCGUAGUCCUUAUUCCUGCCACAUAUUCUGUUAUAACAAAAGAGCUUGCAUUUUUUGUGUUUUCAACGUUGCUUGAAAUUACAUACACCUUCAACUAAUAUUUUGAGUAUAUUUCUUUUAAGUUUUUGCCUGGAAGAAUGGAUGUAGGCUGUUAAAUAUGAAAUCAGCAUUUACAUACA